AUGUCGGAAGCCAGUUUUGAGCAGGUUUCUGAUGCCAAAACGGAGGUGCUUGAAGGAGCUGCGACAACGGAGGAGCUCAGCGAUGUGGUUUUGGACUUUGGCGUGGACUCCAUGCCCGCCAACUCUGUUUUGCUUCGAAUGGCUUCUCCUGUGUUCAACCGCAUGUUCCAGAGCGGUAUGAAGGAAGCCCAGCAAAGCAUCAUCAAGGUGGAUGUGGCCGGCAAGGAAGAGUUCACGAUCUUCUACAACUUGCUAGGGCCAGUGGCAUGGAACGCCCGUAAAGUAACCAAGGAAAACGUUGACACGCUGCUUGCAAUCAGCGACUACUACCAGGUGGAGACCAUCAAACAAACCUGCGAGGAUUUGCUGCUUGAUCUUCCGCCUACUGGCACUCGCCUUCUGCAAGCACACCAACACUGCUUAAAAAGACAGUACCAAAGAUGCAUCCAUGAGUUGGCCAAGAAGAGUGCGAAGGAGGACUUGGAGGUAAUCUGGUCGCAGCCGGAUGUAUUUUUUGAGUUGACGCUCAAAAAGCAAGACAUUUUGAACCGCGUCAUGGCGACGGAGGCCGACAUUCGCAAGUGCAUGGUCUCUUUCGAGAAGUAUCUGGGAACCAUGGCUGCUUCUCGGUUCACCGAAGGGGCGAAAUUCUCGCAGUCCCACGCCGAUCAACUGUCUGAACUUACGAGGGCCCGAGAGCCUGUGAAACGGUUGCUCGAAAGGCUGCUCAAGGAAUUGCAGUAA
Messenger RNA from Symbiodinium sp. CCMP2456, 744 nucleotides. Lineage: Eukaryota; Dinophyceae; Suessiales; Symbiodiniaceae. The record is from the annotation of a GenBank genome assembly.